GGUCAGCGAGUUACGUCACCGGGUGGGCGCGCCUCAGGUGGCUAGGUCACGCAGGUAGGGGGCGUGGUUACACCGCUCACCUGGCGGGCAGGUAGAGGCGGUUUUGACCGGAACCGGAAACAGGCGAGAAACGAGAGACUCGGAAAAUACCGUAACCGACCCCGCUGUUGUUCCCCCUCCUCCCCUUCCCCAACACCGGCCGCGAGAAAAGGCAAUGUGAGAGGAGUGUAUGUGUGUGAAUUAGGCGAUGGGGAGGGGGGGUUGGUGUUAGGAAGGAGAGGUGAGAAGCUACUGAACAGGAAGAAGAAGUAGGAGCUAAAAAUGACUGAACAGGUUACGAUUUGGGGCCUUGGGUGUAAAAGUUUAUCUUUUUGUUGGUGUGUGUAUUGAGAGGGGGUAAGACAGUCCAUAAAGCUGGGAAAGCAGUCAGUACAGAACAGGCAAUAACUUUAUAGUGAAGGUAGGAAAUGUUAAAUAAAUGGCAUGUGGUUUGUAUGGAGUGAAAUCAACAUAGAGUUAAUGUUAUUAUUACAUUUUCUUCUUUAGGUUUUACAAGUAAAGAAAUGCCAGGACCCUAUCCUUUGCCCACCCCCCGGGGCCGGGAGGAUCCCACAGUACAUUUUUCACCUCCCCGUCGCAGUUUGCCGGGAAAAAAUGCCAAUGACUUACGGCAGCAGCGAAAAAGUACCAGUGAAGAUAUUAUAUUUGUAUCUGGCUCUGCUGAAACGUCCCCCGAAGAGUCUCAAUGCUGUCCCCAACUUUACAGUGCUUGGACUACAUACAAAAGUGUUUUGUGUUAUGUGUUGUCCUGCAGUCGCUGUUCACAGAAGGAUCCUGAGGAAUACACCCCCUGCACAGUGGAAAUUUCAGAGGGUGGCUCUCACAAUGGUCACCCCGCAGGUAGUCCACCUCAGCGGCGUGAUGGUGAAAGAAAUAAAAAGGUAGGUCUGGGUAACAGUUUCAGUUACCCAGACCUUAAACUCAAAGGGGUACCUGUGUUCAACAAGGCCUGCACUACUACUACAGACAUUGAGGCUUCUAAAGAUCCACCUGCCCCACCUCCAGCACCCCGCAACUCAGCAGGGGAAGACUAUUUGCCACGAGACUCUGAUCCUGAUCUCUCACGAUGGAGUGGCUCUAUGUCCAGUCAAGAGAUAGAUGUGCUAAUCUGGCAAAAGCUGACUGAGCUGUUUAGUUUCCAUCAAAUUGAUGAGCUGGCACGGUGCACUUCUGAAACAGUCUUUCUCGAGAAGAGUAGUCAAAUUACAGAGCUAAUAAGCAGCCUAACGCAGGACUACCAGUUGGAGGAACAGGAUGCUGAAUGCCGACUUGUUCGAGGUAUUAUCCGUAUAAGCACCCGCAAGACUCGGACACGUAAAAGUAAUUCUCGUGGAGGGCAGCAACAAAACAGUCGGAGUGGCGGCAAGGCACCAGACAGUGGAAAUGAAUCCAUGCAGGAGUCUGGACUUACCAGCCAAGAUGGUGCGAAACUGUGGGAAUGGGGUUUAGUGGGAAAUGUGCUAUACGGCAUGAUAUUUUAAAGAGUUUGUUAGGCUGUAUUAGUAUGUAUAAUAUAUUGAGUGACAUUGGAAAAUAAUCUUGGGUACAUCGAUGUGUUUAAGGUUUUUAUCAUACAUUGAGCACACAAUUAAAAAAAAAGAAAAGGUACUGGUUAAAACAAGUUUCGAGAAGUUAUAGAUAUUUCUAGGAAUUGUGUGAAUUAAAGUAGAUGUCAGGAUUGAACUAUUUCUGGGAGGCUGAAUAUAUCAUGAUACACAAAUGACGAUGUGCCUAUUUUGCAAUGCUGAAAAUAAUUUUGGCAUUGUAUGAAUAAGCAGUAAUGAUAUUCCACAAUCCAGCAAUAUUGACGACUUUUUUGUUGUUGUUGUGGUUUUAAGCUACCUAUACUGAUUAUUGUAGACAUAUCUUAUAUUUACAUGUUUUGAUCUACAUAUAUGUUUGCACAAUAAGCAGGCUCAAAUUCUCUCUAGGUAAUUCUGCAAACCAGACAUUGUGUAUUACAAGGGAAUCAUAGAUUUUAAAUCAUAAUAGCCAAACUGGAAAAUUUGUUCAAUUCUAUUUUUCCAGCUUUAUAAUUUUAGACUGAAAAUGUAUUCUGAAAAUCAGUUCUCUGCAAGGUCUAGUAAAAAUAUUUUAAAUGUGUAAAAGUAGAAUAUGUGUGUGUUGUAUAAGGCUGGAAAGUCCAUGGUAUACUCUUCAUGUUUGUUAUGUUUUAUGGAGUUCCAAUGUUUUAACCACGUGGCAGACAUCCAGGUCUUUAGAGUCUCAGCUUUAAGAGUCAAUAAAUUCUUCUUAGAGGUAAACAAUGUAUGGAGCAUUGUGGAGAAAAAAAAAUGCAUCUAAGAAACAGCCUGUUAAAACUGUGUCAACUUGAUGUAAAACACACUCACUCUCUCUCCACCAAUGUGUUUCAGGUGCGUUGAACAAAUCAGAUUUCUUUACAAGUAUGCCAGGAUGAAUAUUUCUGUCCAGGAUUUACCUGUGGUGUAUUACUAAUUGAAUUUGAUUAAUUUGAUCCACCUGAAUCCUAUUUGUGUACAAGUCAGAUAUAUCCAGUAGUAAUCAUGCUUUAUCAAUCGAUAGAAAUUAAAUUAAUAAAAUAUAUACCAGAUCGUGUAGCAUGUUUAUCUUAAUUUAGUUUCAAUGCUUUGUUUAAUCAACUUGUUUGUCUUCAUGCAAGUCAUAAUUUCCCCUUUCUUCUAUAUCUUUUCUCAUUCUCACUCUUUUUGCUUUUCUCCUUAAGAUUUGGAUGUGAAGAUCUCAGAAGAAACAAGCUACGACGUUCUAGCACGGAACAUGAGAAAAUACAGUUCUCCAGGUCUGUUUUCCUACACCCUGAAUACUUUACACAUAGAUGAGGACUCUUUUACAAACCACGUCUGUUCACGCAGAACUAUUAGCAAGGCACAUAAUAAUUGCACCAAAAAGAGCCCUAAAGGCAUACUAUAGUCACCAAAACAACUUCAGCUUAAUGAAGCAGUUUUGGUGCAUAAUUCUCUGCCAUUACGGAGUUAAAUUUGUUUCUAUUUAUGCACCUCCCCUGGUUGUGACUGACACAGCCUGCAUGAAAAAAAUGGUUUAGGUUUCAAUCAGAUGUUAACUUGCUUUACAAGUCUUUGUCUCUUGCACUGUAAACUGACCUUCAAUCACAGACAGACUCUGGCAGGGUCUGAAGGCUAAUAAGUGACCAGGAGAUAUAAAUUAAACACUGUGUAAUUAAGGUAGUGUAAGUAUUGGAUCUCACUUUACAGGUAGUGUUUAGAAAGGUUGUGCAGGUCACAUGCAGGGAGGUUUGUAUAGGGCUGCAUAAACAGUGACUUAAAGGACCACUCUAGGCACCCAGACCACUUCAGCUUAAUGAAGUGGUCUGGGUGCCUGGUCCAGCUAGGGUUAACCCAUUUUUUUUUUUUUUUUAUAAACAUAGCAGUUUCAGAGAAACUGCUUUGUUUAUAAAUGGGUUAAUCCAGCCUCUAAAGCCUCUAGUGGCUGUCUCAUUGACAGCCGCUAGAGGCGUUUGCGUGCUUCUCACUGUGAAAAUCACAGUGAGAAGACGCCAGCGUCCAUAGGAAAGCAAUAUGAAUGCUUUCCUAUGAGACUGGCUGCGUGCGCAGCUCCUGCUGCGCAUUCAGCCGAGGAGGAGGAGGAGGAGAGCUCCCCGCCUGGUGCUAGAGAAAGGUGAUUGUUUAACCCCUUCCUCUCCCCAGAGCCCGGCAGGAGGGGGACCUUGAGGGUGGGCUCACCCUCAGGGCACUAUAGUGCCAGGAAAACGAGUAUGUUUGUUUUCCUGGCACUUUAGUGGUUCUUUAAUUCCUAAAUGACAGACUUGAGCAGUGAGACUGUAUGAGCAUGAUCUAUACACCAAAACUCCUUUAUUACGCUAAAGUUGUUUUGGUGACUAAUGUCCCUUUAAUAAGACAAGUUGAUCUUUUCUUUUUUAUUUCUAAUUGAACAUAGAGUAUAUUCAGGUUGCUUUCCAAAUAUUCCCUUUGUGUUUUUAGGGAACUGGGACAAAUCAAGUGGAUAUUAAAACUGCUGUUAAAUAGUUUAUCUGAUUUUAAUAUACUAAAAUGUGUAGUUACUGCUAAAUACAAUUAAAAGACCACUCAAGACACCCCGACUACUUUAUGUUAAUGCAGUAGUUCUGUAGUUUAACCUUGCAGUGUAAAACAUUGCAAUUUUAUAGAUUAAACUGCUUUCCUGACAGCCACUAGAGACGCUUUCCAAAUUUUUUUUACUGAUCACGUACCUCUAGUUUAAGUAUUAAAUAUGCAAAGGGUCAUAGAAACAUAGAAUGUGACGGCAGAUAAGAACUAUUUGGCCCAUCUAGUCUGCCCAAUAUUUCAAAAUACUUUUAAUUAGUCCCUGGCCUUAUCUUAAUUCUAGGAUAGUCUUAUUUCUAUCCCACGCACGCUUAAACUCACUCACUGUGUUUAACCUCUACCACUUCAGCUGGAAGGCUAUUCCAUGCAUCCAAUACCCUCUCAGUGAAGUAAUACUGUAAGUAAUAAGUAAGACUAUGUCCUCUUGCUGUGGUAGUGUUUCUUCUUUUAAAUAUAGUCUCCUCCUUUACUGUGUUGAUUCCCUUUAUGUAUUUAAAGGACCACUAUAGGCACCCAGACCACUUCAGCUUAAUGAAGUGGUCUGGGUGCCAGGUCCAGCUAGGUUUAACCCUUUUUUCUAUAAACAUAGCAGUUUCAGAGAAACUGUUUACAUUAGGGUUAAUCCAGCCUCUAGUGGCUGUCUCAUUGACAGCCGCUAGAGGCGCUUCCGAGCUUCUCACUGUGAUUUUCACAGUGAGAAGACGCCAGCGUCCAUAGGAAAGCAUUGUGAAUGCUUUCCUAUGAGACUGGCUGAAUGCGCGCGCGGCUCUUGCCGCGCAUGCGCAUUCAGCCGGAGAGGAGGAGAGCUCCCCGCCCGGCACUGGAGAAAGAGGUAAGUUUUUUAACCCCUUCCUCAUCCUAGAGCCCGGCGGGAGGGGGACCCUGAGGAUGGGGGCACCCUCAAGGCACUAUAGUGCCAGGAAAAUGAGUGUUUUCCUGGCACUAUAGUGGUCCUUUAAAUGUUUCUAUCUUUCCUCCAAGCCAAACAUGUUAAGAUCAUUCAACCUUUCCUGGUAAGUUUUAUCCUGCCAUCCAUGAGCCAGUCUAAUAGCCCUUCUCUGAACUAUUUCUAGAGUAUCAAUAUCCUUCUGAAUAUACGGUCUCCAGUACUGCGUACAAUACUCCAAGUGAGGUCUCACCAGUGUUCUGUACAAUGGCAUGAGCACUUCCCUCUUUCUACUGCUAAUAUCUCUCCCUAUACAAACAAGCAUCCACAGCUGCUCUGUUACAUUGUCUUCCUACCUUUAAAGGACCACUAUAGGCACCCAGACCACUUCAGCUUAAUGAAGUGGUCUGGGUGCCAGGUCCAGCUAGGGUUAACCCCCUUUUUUUUUUUUUUAUAAACAUAGCAGUUAUGUUUGUUAGGUUUAAUCCAGCCUCCAGUGGCUGUCUCUUGUCGCAUGCGCAUUCAGCUGAAGAGGAGGAGAGCUCCCCGCCCGGCGCUGGAAAAAGAGGUAAGUUUAACCCCCUUCCUCUCCAUCCAGCCCGGCGGGUGGGGGCACCCUCAGGGCACUAUAGUGGUCCACUAAGUCUGAAAUAAUUACUCCUAAAUCCCUUUUGUCAGAUGUUGAGGUUAUACUCUGCCCUUGGGUUUUUACAUCCAAGGUGCAUAUUUAAAGGGGUACUAUAGGCAUCAAAACAACUUCAGCUUAAUGAAGCAGUUUGGUGUAUAGAUCAUUUCCCUGCUCUGCUACUUAGGAGUUAAAUCACUUUUGUCUGUUUGUGCAGCCUUAGCCAUACCUCCCCUGGACAUGACUCUCACAGCCUGCAUGGGAGGGGGGAAAAAAGUUUCUAUUUCAGUCAGAUGUUAACCUACUUUAGGAGGUAUUUUUUCACCUAUUGGGGUAGGCUUCACAGACUGGAUCAUGCAGAUAGUUUUUUUUUUUUUACCUCCUGCUCUGUAAAUUGAACUUUAUUCACACACAGAUGGCUCCUGUAAUGUCUAGAAAGCUAUUAACAGAGCAGGAGAUAAGAAAUUCUAAAUUAAACAAAAUGUGCAAUAAAUGUUUAAACAUUAGAGCUUUCUUUACAGGAAGGUAUUUAGUAAGGCCGUGUAAGUCACAUGCAGGGAGGUGUGACUAAGGCUGCAUAUACAAAGUGAUCUAACUCCUAACUGGCAGAGAAUUUAGCAGUGACACUGAAGGGGCACGAUUUAUACACCAAAACCUCUUCAUUAAGCUAAAGUCGUUUUGGUACCUAGUGUCCCUUUAAGUUUUCUUAUGCGGCAUAUUGUUUUGGUGGUUAGUUACUUUUUGUUUUUAAAUAUUAAGUGGCACUGUCACCAUCUGGGGACUUUGCAGAAUUUUCAAAGACCCUUGACUGUGACAUCGCCAAUGGCAGGGCAGGUAAAUGUGAGUUUUAUUAACCUGUACCUGUCCCUCGCGGCCAUCUUCCUCCAUUUGGUCCUCUACAGCUACUUGUGCUUCAACUGCCAGAAGCAGACGUCACUGCUGUACUCUUGCCAAUGCGCAAGAGUACAGCACUGAGGUCUAUGAAGCAUCUCUCAUGAUCCUCAGUAGACAGAGCCAAUUCCCUGCAGCCGUGGUUGAUUGACACUGCUAGAUGGUGAGAGCUCCGCGCAGUGUCUAGAGGUGUCAGGCUUUGAAAACAUACAGAGACAAAGUAAAAUCCCUUCUUUGGUUUGGUAUAUCUCUUGACAGUUCUGCUUUUAAUAGCGUAUAACAAAUCGUUUUGUGUUUUGUUUUUUUUUUUGUUUACUUGCAAGUUCUCCAGAGCAGUUCACCGUGAAGAUUGAGCUUGCGAGAAUUACUUGAACAGGGUUUUUAUUUUUUGUUCAACAACUCUGUUAAAAACCUGCUAUUGUCUCUCAUUUUUACUAUUUUCUUCCUCCCCAUAAGAACGUGUCAGUCCCCAGUGAAAGGAUUGUCCAAAAUAACUGUGUGCAAAACACAGAAAGAGGUGAUUUUAAUGUGUUUGAGCACUACUAGUCACAUGGUGUUUAGUGGACACAAAAUAUAAUCUAUUCACAGUUAAGUGUGUGUGUGUGUAUAUAUAUAUAUAUAUAUGUGUGUGUGUGUAUAUAUAUAUAUAUAUAUACACACACACAAACUUUUUUUUCACCUAUUGGGGUAGGCUUCACAGACUGGAUCAUGCAGAUAGUGUAAAGGAAGUACUGAAAUAUAUAUAUUUUUUUUGUUUUUAUUCAGCAUGAUUUAAAUACAUCUCAUCCUAAAUUAACUUUACUUAAUAGUCUCUUGCAUACCCAGUAAAAGAAUAACUGAAGCUACUUUUAAAUGAAGUUGUGUGUUUUUUUGGGGGUUUUUUUUAUUUUUUUUUUUUUACAGGAACACUGUAGUGACUAGAACAAUUUCAUUGCUUUGAAUUGGUUAUAGUUCUUAUACUGUCCCUCAAUUGAAUGUGAAUCCGUUUAAGAGCAGUUUAACCCUGAAUAACAAUCCCUGGCUACCCAGAGUCCGUAUCCUUCUGGAAGUGUGCCUACGGCAGAGAUUGCACACUUCCUUGUCAUACACUUCAUACUGUCAGUUAAAGCUCUGAUAGACUAAAAACAGUCAGCUGACACUCCCAGCCAAUCACAGCUGCUUAUUGUUGCUCAGGCCAAUACUUCAUCUGCAACACAGAUGAAAUGAGCUGCUGGGCGCUUUUGUUUAGCAUUAAAAGCUUUAAAAACUGUUUAAUGAUGAAUGAAAUGACUCCAGACACUAUAACCAGUUAAAUAAGCAGAUACAGUGCCCCUUUAAUCUGGAAGCAGCAUGUUGUGUUACUCUUAUCUAUUGUGCAGCUGCAGAUUCAUACAGAGGAAUUACAGCAGCAGGCAUGUCUGACAUUUAUUCCAUCAAAUUCCAGCUUACUCAUUGAACUAUACAAGUGUUUGAUCUGAAAUGCAUUGGUAGGCUGAUCUUCCUUGCAAAGUACAAUCUCCUUUACUUACAUGAGCUGUGCACAGCAGUGCUCCUGCAAAUUAAAGGAAACUGAUUUUAAUAGCUUUAUCAGUAAGCUAGACUUCUCCAUAUGUCCCUGGGAAAAAAAUUGUACUGCUGAAUAAAAAGUAACAAAUUUCUUAUGGACAGGUUCCUAGCACCAUAACUACAAUAAAAUACUGUAAUUUUAGUUCUUGGAGUGUCCAUCAAACAUCUAACUUAUAAGGUUUGGCUAACUGUGUGCAUUUUUAGUUCAGUUAUUUGAUGUGUGCAGAAACUCUGGCACUCAAGUGUUCAUCAUUAGUGUGUGUUUCAUGUAAACCUUUUAUAUUGAUCAACGGGUGCUCUACAAGAUUACCAGCCAUUAAAUAUUUACUGCAGGCAAUUGUUUAAUGGCUUAAAGGAUAUUCAAUUCCUUUAUCAAUUUUUAAUUUUUUUUAACAUUUUACUUCUUAAUGCCGUUGUUCCAAAUGGUCUUUUACAAGCAAAAUACAUGUAUUAAAAUUUUUCCUCAUUUUAACCACCCUGAAAAUCUAAUUUAAAAUAACAGGUAGACAUGGGUAAGAGUAAAACACGAAUCUCGAAUAUGCAAUCCGAUAUUUAACAUGCUGAAUACAAAAUUUUGUUCGAAAUUCCUGGUUUAGAUAGAGGGGAGGUAGUUUUGAGAGUUUUACUUUUCUAACGCACAGGAUACAUGAGUUUGAACAUUAUAUAUUUAUUGAUCUCUUAUUUGUACAGGUUCUUCUUUCCUGAAGGAUGAUUCAUUGCAGGACACCGAGACAGAUUCCUCAGGGACACCAUUGCUGAAAGUUUCCUGUUGAUCAUUUGCAAAGGAGGAAAAAAUAAA
Molecule: messenger RNA, 8867 nt
Organism: Pelobates cultripes (western spadefoot toad)
Lineage: Eukaryota; Metazoa; Chordata; Amphibia; Anura; Pelobatidae
Source: the annotation of a GenBank genome assembly